AUGAAGUUCAUUCCCAUUCUUCUUAUAUCUUUGUUCUUCGUUAUCUCUUUGGCGGAUAAUGAAAAUCAAAAUGAAGGAAAUGCUACUGGCUUUGUACGCUGCACUCCAACUACGUGCUGCAAUCACAAUGACUUGUGUUGUGAGCAUAACCGCAUGUGCUGCAUGCAAAAUGCAGUUUUAAUAGGAACACCGUUCCCAUGUUAA
Messenger RNA from Nezara viridula (southern green stink bug), 204 nucleotides. The record is from the annotation of a GenBank genome assembly. Lineage: Eukaryota; Metazoa; Arthropoda; Insecta; Hemiptera; Pentatomidae.